Lottia gigantea (owl limpet) is the source of this 438-nucleotide messenger RNA. RefSeq lists its product as hypothetical. NCBI's taxonomy places the organism in Eukaryota, Metazoa, Mollusca, Gastropoda, Lottiidae. Bases 1 to 438 code for a protein of 145 amino acids. The record is from RefSeq and is a predicted model, not a curated record. The transcript has 3 exons.
AUGGACAUACAAACACAACAAUCGUAUUACUACGCUAAUCGUCCAUCUGUAGGGUCCGGCGUUCAGAACAAUCGUCUACAUGGUAAUAACCGGAACCGGUCCAGGUCCCCUGGGAUGAUUGGAGCAGCAGGUAGUCGACAUGCCGCCCGACGUCGUGCCUCACUUGUUUCCAAUACCGCCCUUCCGUCCCACUUUACGGCCCUACCCGGCAUGCCGGAAGAGGAGCCACAAGUACGGGUGGCGAGGAGGAGGGUGGUGGAUAAUUCUGAUUUACGACAAUGUGCCCUGUUACAAACCAGAUUAAAGGAGAUCAAGUCAUAUCCAGAAUUGAUAAGUCAACGAAACCACAUCAUCAAAUGGCAAAUUAAGAGCAAUUUCACAAUAUUCUUAUUCUGUGUUCUAACUGGGUCAUACAGUAUUAACAGUGGUAGUUUUUAG